AUGGUACCCCAGAGCCAUCACACCUUCUAUGGUUCCCCAGAGCCAUUACACCUUCUAUGGUGCCCCCAGAGCCAUCACACCUUCUAUGGUGCCCCAGGGCCAUUACACCUUCUAUGGAGCCCCAGAGCCAUCACACCUUCUAUGGUGCCCCCAGAGCCAUCACACCUUCUAUGGAGCCCCCAGAGCCAUCACACCUUCUAUGGAGCCCCCAGAGCCAUCACACCUUCUAUGGAGCCCCCAGAGCCAUCACACCUUCUAUGGUGCCCCAGAGCCAUUACUCCUCCUGUGGUGCCCCAGAGCCAUUACACCUUCUAUGGUGCCCCUAGAGCCAUUGCACCUCCUAUGGUGCCCCAGAGCCAUCACACCUUCUAUGGUGCCCCAGAGCCAUUACUCCUCCUAUGGUGCCCCAGAGCCAUUACACCUUCUAUGGUGCCCCUAGAGCCAUUGCACCUCCUAUGGUGCCCCAGAGCCAUCACACCUUCUAUGGAGCCCCCAGAGCCAUCACACCUUCUAUGGUGCCCCAGAGCCAUUACUCCUCCUAUGGUGCCCCAGAGCCAUUACACCUAUGGUGCCCCUAGAGCCAUUGCACCUCCUAUGGUGCCCCCAGAGCCAUCACACCUUCUAUGGUACCCCAGAGCCAUCACACCUUCUAUGGUUCCCCAGAGCCAUUACACCUUCUAUGGUGCCCCCAGAGCCAUCACACCUUCUAUGGUGCCCCAGGGCCAUUACACCUUCUAUGGAGCCCCAGAGCCAUCACACCUUCUAUGGUGCCCCCAGAGCCAUCACACCUUCUAUGGAGCCCCCAGAGCCAUCACACCUUCUAUGGAGCCCCCAGAGCCAUCACACCUUCUAUGGAGCCCCCAGAGCCAUCACACCUUCUAUGGUGCCCCAGAGCCAUUACUCCUCCUGUGGUGCCCCAGAGCCAUUACACCUUCUAUGGUGCCCCUAGAGCCAUUGCACCUCCUAUGGUGCCCCAGAGCCAUCACACCUUCUAUGGUGCCCCAGAGCCAUUACUCCUCCUGUGGUGCCCCAGAGCCAUUACACCUUCUAUGGUGCCCCUAG
Messenger RNA from Rana temporaria (common frog), 1062 nucleotides. RefSeq names its product leucine-rich repeat extensin-like protein 1. The record is from RefSeq and is a predicted model, not a curated record. Lineage: Eukaryota; Metazoa; Chordata; Amphibia; Anura; Ranidae. The coding region runs from base 1 to 1062 and encodes 353 amino acids. The transcript has a single exon.